UUUUCUUUCCAAUAAUUUUCAGUGGAUUCAUACAAAAGAACUUAUAAACUUUUCACUGAAGUUAAAAGUGUAAAUUUAAUAUUUUGUGCAGCAGUUUGUUACAGUUUUUUUACACGCGUUGUGCGUGUUACUUCAAUGAUAUAUAUUAGAACUUGUAUCCGUAGACAAUAUAGUCCGUAGUCAGCAAUAAGUACUGAAAUUGAUUCGUGGCCGAAAUUGACAAUUGUAUGACAUACAGUCAUUCUCCUUGCUGCCGUUGUAUUUGUACUCUGUUGUUCCUUCGCUCUUUCGGUGUUUUGUGGAAAAAUCGAAAAGGAUCUCUUGUACCUGCAACUGCAACGAGGUGCUGCAUUAAUAGCGGUUUAAUUAAGUAUUAAAAAUAAUUAUUCUGUGGUCGACAAAAACAACUGUGAAGCUCAAAAUAUCCACAUAAAGUUUGUCCAUCAAUAAAUUGCCACCUUUAGGAGACGCAAAAAAAAUCAAAUGGCCGAACGUCCAAGUAAUCUUUUUGCAGCUGGAAGUAGCCGUCCUCGCAAUCCGCCAAGUGAAUUGAAUUUGGGCAGUUUUAAUGGUCGCCAACCGCCUUCAUUUUCUUCAACUUCAUCCGGUUCAGCUUCGUCCAAUUUGUCUACAUCGUCAGCCUCCAGUUCCUCUUCACACAAUUUGGUGCAACGAUUUUGUGCGCCACCAGCACCAGCACCAGCACCAGUAGUGGCACCGGUAGCACCGCCGGCUGCAACAACAAACAAUCAAGAACGCACCCGUGAACGCAUAAAACAACAAGCCUGCGGAAAGCUACUCAUCGAUGAAGAAUGCUAUCACUUUACUUCGGAUGAUUUAACUGAUCUUGGUGAAAUUGGCCGCGGUGCUUUUGGCACUGUAAACAAGAUGAUAUUUAAAGCAGGCAAGGUAAUGGCUGUGAAACGCAUACGAUCCACUGUCGAUGAAAAAGAACAAAAACAAUUGUUAAUGGAUUUGGAAGUGGUGAUGAAUUCAAACGAAUGCCCCUACAUAGUACAGUUUUAUGGUGCGCUCUUUAAGGAAGGUGAUUGCUGGAUAUGCAUGGAGUUAAUGGAUACCUCAUUGGAUAAAUUCUACAAAUACAUUUACGAACGUAAACAACAACGUAUACCAGAGUCGAUAUUAGCUAAAAUUACCGUGGCCACUGUGCAAGCGUUAAACUACUUAAAAGAAGAGUUAUCGAUCAUUCAUCGUGAUGUUAAACCCAGCAAUAUUUUGUUGCAUCGCCGUGGCGAUAUCAAGCUAUGUGAUUUCGGUAUUUGUGGCAAAUUAGUGGAUUCGAUUGCGGAGACCAAGGAUGCCGGUUGCAGGCCAUAUAUGGCGCCUGAACGCAUUGAUCCCGAGCGCGCUAAGGGUUACGAUGUACGUAGUGAUGUCUGGUCGUUGGGUAUAACGCUGAUGGAGGUCGCUACCGGUUUGUUUCCCUAUCCGAAAUGGGAUUCAGUUUUCGAACAGUUGUAUCAAGUUGUGAAAGGUGAUCCCCCACGCCUACAGACUUCCUACAAUGGCAUGGAGUUCUCACAGGAAUUUGUAGAUUUUGUGAAUACAUGUUUAAACAAAGAUGAGAGAGAACGACCCAAGUACGGUCCAUUGCUGGAAAUGCCUUUUAUAUUGCGUGGCCAGCGCAGCCACACCGAUGUAGCUGUCUACGUAACGGAUAUUUUGGAGAAGAUGGUCAAAGAUGGCAUAACCGAGUUCACAACAAAUCAGCCGGCUGAAAGUUAAUGGGCAUUCCAGUUAAUGUAUUAAAUGCCAUUUACCGUUUUUAGCAAUACAGAGCAAUGGUAAUGUGAAAUUUUGAUAGAUUUGAUAGACGAGUAACGUUAGUAGCAGAAUGGUAUGCAAAUUGUAUGCAAAAUGUGUGUGCGUGAUUAAUUGUUGAGACACCUCCGGUUAGCUGUUGUGUUGCUAAAAAAAAAAUUUACGAUAUAUAACAAAAACAAAAAAAAGAAAACAAAUAACGAAAAUUCGAAAAAAAAUAAAUAAAAAUAUGUAAAACCAUAUUAUUUAGUGGAAAGUGAAACAUAAAAUAUAGUACGAUAAGCAAACACUUAGCGCUUUGCAUAAAUGUUAGUCAUAAAUAUUUUGUUGUUUAGAAUUGUAAGAAGAAAGCGUUUAUUUUUUUAGCAAAACGAAAAUAAUAAUAAUAAUUUUUUUUUUGUAUACAAUUAAGUUCAUAUUAGCACUUUUGCAUUGUUAUGUCAUACGUUGCUGUUCAUACUUGUGUUGGAAAUGUAACGCUUUUCUAUAGUCAACAUAUUUUGCGCCUUCGAUUUGAAAAUACAAAUACAAAAAAAAAUAAUAUUAAUAAUA
Bactrocera tryoni is the source of this 2334-nucleotide messenger RNA. RefSeq names its product dual specificity mitogen-activated protein kinase kinase 4 (gene Mkk4). The record is from RefSeq and is a predicted model, not a curated record. NCBI's taxonomy places the organism in Eukaryota, Metazoa, Arthropoda, Insecta, Diptera, Tephritidae. The transcript is spliced from 7 exons. Bases 484 to 1746 code for a protein of 420 amino acids. Gene Ontology annotation, molecular function: JUN kinase kinase activity; ATP binding. Gene Ontology annotation, biological process: MAPK cascade; protein phosphorylation.